This is a messenger RNA of Melitaea cinxia (Glanville fritillary), 5690 nucleotides long. Its product is annotated as probable serine/threonine-protein kinase DDB_G0282963. Lineage: Eukaryota; Metazoa; Arthropoda; Insecta; Lepidoptera; Nymphalidae. The record is from RefSeq and is a predicted model, not a curated record. Bases 148 to 5211 code for a protein of 1687 amino acids. The transcript has 19 exons.
UUUGAAUUGACAGUUCACAGCGUCUCAACAGCUGUUCGACCAUUAUCAUCAACCUCGAAGCAUCAUUUUGAAAAACUUGCUGUACUACACGUGUCUGCAAAACUUAUUAAGAAUUAUAUUUAUCGUAUUUUAAUAUUUAUUUUGAACAUGGAAGAAGACGCAGGGAUCAAAGCUCCUGUGACUCGUCUAAGGAGAAGAAUUUCCCUAGAACAGUCCGAAGAGAGCAAAUCACCUGCACUCAACACUCCGACUAAAAAGAGAGGUGGAAGACGAACAGCUAAACCUGACUUGGAGCUUAUUGAUGAAAAUUCCCCAGAUAAUGAAACCACAAAGAAGACAGCAAAAAAAGUACCAAUAAAGGAUCUGAUUGACACCGUUGAAGAAAAACCUGUUACACCCUCAAGACGCAGUACAAGAAUUAAAUCAAACACAAGUAUAGUAUCAGAAACUGCCGUAGCAGUUGGAUCUCCGAGAGCUAAAAGGGCUGCUAGAAGGCUAUCACAAGUUGGAAGUGACUCUGAAGCACCGCUAACACCUGUCAGGCAGACUCGAAGAACCAGAAAAGAUUCUACUUCUAGUAUUGAAAAAGUUGAGGCCCCACCCACAAAACCAGCUUUACACAUAACUGAUGUUAUUAUAGAGGAACCAGAAAAUACUACAUCAAAAUCUUCAAGUGGAACAAAUGACACUAAUACAUCUCCAACGAAUAUCCGUAAAAGUCCGCGCCUACAAGAUAAAGUUAAGAAAAAUAACCCUGAUAACGAGAAAAAAAAUGUUGAACAAACUAAGCCCCAUAAACAAACUGAAGAAAUACAUAACUCGACUCAAGAAUCAAAAGACGAACUGUCAAAUGAAGGAAAAUAUUCUCAAAAAAGUAGACUAUCAGCAACUACUUCAGACUUGAUAAAAAAGUUAAAAACUCCAAUCAAGGCAGAAAACACAAACCUCAAUAAAAGUACAUCAGCCUUAGAAACUCAACUAGAAGGUAAACAAAAACGAAAAAGAACAAAGUCGUGGACAACUUUAACUGUUUCAAAUGAAAAUAAUUUCUACAGUGACAAUGAAGAUGUGAAGAAAAAAUUGAGAGAAAGGACUAACGGGAGAAUAUCCUUAGAUCAAACAAAUAAAUUAAAUUCAAGUGAUGGUUUGAAUACAAGUUUUGGACAAAAUAUAAAUGACAAAUCAUUUUUAAAGAAAAAAAAGAAUAACAGAAAUAACUUUGUGGCAGAAAACAUCAACACAUCAUUAAGAGACAGUAACAACCAGACUAUGAAUGAAAAAAAUGAUGAAAAAUCUUCGGUAUCCCUAAAUAACUCUCAAAAGAAUUAUGCAAGUGAAACAAUUAAAUUGUUUGAGAAGGAUCCUAGUGCUAACAUACACACUACGGUGUUCAUUGAAGAUGAUUCAGAUACAAAUUCUGGAAAAGUUAAUACUCAAAACAGAUAUGAGCAUGAAGAUCAAUGUGUUCCUGAAGUAGAACAUACUAACCAACUUGAAAAGAAUAGUUCUCAGAUUUCUGUUUCAUCAGGGAAACUUUCAAAUAUUGUGAAUAAAUCUAAAAGUGGAGCCAUAUUGAAUGAUAGCUGUGAACCAAUGGAUAUUGAUGAAACAAUACCUGAAAACCUAGUUAUAUCUGAAGUAAACUCAAGUUCACCUGUAGUGUUAUUAGAGAGAAGUAUAUCUAAAGGAAGAAAUACAUCUGGAAGAAAAUCGUCCCUAUCACAAAAUGUAAAUAAAAGUGGGAAUGAAAAUAAAAGUACUUUAAUAUUGUCACAACUUAAAGACUCAAGUUCUACUGACAUAAAUAAUGUUACAAAAUCUCCUCAAAAUAAAGAUAUUUAUUUAAAAGCUACAGAUGAUUUAAACACUUCUCAAGAAAAUGAUGCUAAUAAAAGAAAUCUGUCACUCAAUUAUGUAACUACAAGUACUCCUUUACAACAAAAUAAGUUGACUAAAUUGAGUAAUAUUAACACAUCUAUUAUUGCAUGUAACAAUGGUGUAAAAGAUGUAGAAACUAAUAAAUUAAAUCAGUCUAAAAAUGAAAGUAAAGUAUCUAAUAAAGUGGAAAAUGAAACUGCAACGAAUAAGUUAGUUUUAAAUAAUUCUGUAAGUGAUAAUAAUAAAUCAAACAAUGAAAUGGAUAAGAGUGCAAGUAAAAAUGAACAUAUUUCUAAUAAAUAUUCUGCCAAAGAUUCAGAUUCAGAAGAAGAAUUGCAUAAUCAUGAAAAUGAAAAUCAAAAAGGUAAAAAUAACUCAUUUACCAAAAUUCCAAGUCAGUCAAAUACAUUAAAUGAUACUGAUUCUGAUGAUGAAGAAUCACAUAACACAAGUAACUUGUUAGAUGACAAGGCUGAGGAUGCUGGUGAUGACUAUGAAUCAGGUGAUAGUCUAGACGAAAAUGCCCGUCAAUAUCUAAAAGAAAAUGAGAUAUUGGAAAAAGGAGAAACUUUGUCGUCGGAAAAUGAAUUAUCUAAUGACUCUGACUAUGAAAAAGAUUCUUUCGUCGUAAGCUCAGAUGAAGAAGAUAAUGAAUUAUUAGAAGGCACUGAAGAUGAUCUAUCUAUGAGUGAUAAUGAACUUAAAAUGACUGCUAAAUCAAAGAAGAAGUUCAAUGAACGGAAAAAGAAAGAACAAAAAAAUGCCUCUAGGGAAAUGUUUGAAUCGCGACAUAAACUAAAUAAGAGUAAUAGUUCCGAAACAGGAAAGUUGAAAAAACCAAUACAACAACAAUCAAGUUCAGAAUCUGAAGAUGAAACAGAAAUAAAAACUAAGAAACAUAACAGAAUGAGAUUGGAUUCCAGUCAGGAAGUCAGUUUACUGGAAGACAAAAAUGAACAAAAAGUUAGAAAGAAAAAAUCUAAACGCUUAUCUGAAAGUAUUUGUGAUGACAACGCUUUGAAUGAAAAUGAAAUAACUGUUUGUAAUGAGGGUUUAAAAGAAACUAAUCCUUUAUCAAGUAGUUUAAAAGAUGAACCAAAAACACCACAGAAAGCCGAUGCUUCAAUAGCGUUCAUUAACUCAGAUGAUCCAAAUGUUCAAAAUGACUUAACAAAAACUCAAACAGAAAUCGAAGAUCCUCUAGAAGAUUCAAUGGCUGAAGACGAAUCUCUGAGUAGUGAAAAUGAGAAUAUCAUUCAAAAUUAUGAUUCUGUGCUCGAAGGCUUAAAAAAGACAAAUAAGGCCAAAUCUAAGGAAUGUGAUAUUUCAUUAAACAUUGAUAAGAAACAAAAUAAAAAGAAAAAUAUGGCUAUUGUUGAUGAACUAAACUUAACUCAAGUUAAAUCUACUAAAAAAUUAAAGAAUAUAAGUAAACAAAAAAAAAGCAUUGCAGAAAAUGAAACGUCAAAAUUAGACUUAGAUGAUAGCGCAUCAUCAGAUUCAAUUGAUUUACAGUUAUUGUUUUCUGAAGAUAGUAAUAGUAGUGACAAUAUAAAAAAUAAACCAAAUAUUUCUAGUUCUAACAAAGAACGCUUUGUCCCAUUGAAAAAUACGGAAGGCAACACAAAUAUACGAGAAAAUAUAGAAACUAGCAUCAACUCUGAAGUAUCCUUUCAUCAAAGCUCCAAUAAAAAGAGCAAAAAAGACAAAUCUGUAGACAUUUCUGAUGAUGACUCCAAUGAAAAUGGUGUAGGGUUCUUUAUUGAUACGGAAGGCACGCUCAACAAUUCUGCAAACAGAAGCAAUUCAGAAAGCAAAAAUAAGAAAAUAUCUCUUAAAAGCCAUGAUACCACUGAUUCAGAUUCAAAUGAAAUAGCAGCUGAAAAAGACAAAAGCUUGCAUAUUGAAAAAACUGUUGCUGAUGAAAACUCAGACUCGGAUGCUCCUAAAGAGAUACCAUUCAAGAACGAAAAACGAUUAUCAAAAGCACCAAAUAACAUAACAGAAGUUAGAGAAAAUGAGACAGAUACUACAAUACAAGCUAACGACAAAUCAUUUAUAAAAACCCCUGGUAGUAAUAAAAAGAAAAACCGUAUAUCUCAAUCAGAACAAGAACAAGAAGAUGAGGAUAGCGCCCCACCUGACAUGUUCUUCAAUGAAACAAAAACGAGUGCAAAGAAAAAGAAACGAAUUUCAAAAACUUCUGAGAAUAAUAAUCAAAAUGAUACUACAUUGCAAGCUAGCAACAAGUCACUAUUAAAAACUCCUGAUAGUAAUAAACAGAAGAAACGCAUGUCUCAAGCAGAACAGCGACAAGAAGAAACAGAAAAUAUAUCAGAACUAUUACUUGAUAGUUCUAAACUAAAAUCCCCAGGAAUCAAUCCCAAGAAGUUGAAAGCCACAGAAACCCAAGAGCUAAAACCUAUUGAAAAUGAAGAACAUUAUGUAAACUUCGGAAGUGCUAAAAAGUCCAAGAGAAGUAGCUCAAGUUCCUCUAUAAUUGAAGCACCAUUGUUGUCAACAUUAGUACAUUCUGAGAGUAAUGAUACUAGUGCUAAGAAACGCAAAAGGAAAUCAUCUCUUAACACUCAAGAAGAUAUAGUUGAAGAUGUCCUCGAUACUCUUAAAAAGUCAAACAAUUCAUUGGUCAAUAGUCCGAAAAAAAAGAGGAAAAUGUCUCAAAAUGAAGAAAUUAUUUCAAUUGCAGAACCCACUGUUGAAGAACAUCAAUUAGAGCCUCAUAAUGUUAGUAAAGAGAAAAAGUUUAAGAAAGAACGUCAAAAUGUAGUAAAUAAUACAGAAUUGCCAAAACUAAGCAAGAGUAGCAAAAGAAAGCGAGAUGAAGAUGAAGAAUAUAGCAUUUCUAAGGUUGUCAAACAAAAUUCAUUUGAUAAAGUACAUGUACCCCGUUUGCCUGCCAGUAUUUUAAAGCAACUGGAUGACAAAUCACAACCAAUCUCUAUACCUAAGAAGCCGAAAGUAAUUUCAACAACUGAAUUCAUAGUUGUGGAAGCCAAAAAACGAAAAAAUAAACCAUCGAGUUAUUUAGAAGAAAGCGUUUACCUCAAUGACGAUGAAGCCUUGGACAAAAAACGUAAAAAACGACUUCAAAAACCAAAAGUUUUACCCUUCGUACCUACUGCCUUGACUUCUGCUAGUGGCUAUACAUCUAACUUUAAAGUCAAUGUAAUACCGAGUGAAAUAAAAUUUGUUGCACAAUCUAACAUGAUCAGUAACUUUAAAGAUGACUAUUUAUUCAAUAAAAAAAUAAAACGUCAUGGAACCUAUGAGUUAUACAAAAGAAACAGAAAUAUUAAAUUAUCAAAAUUCUAAUUUCUUAUAGUUAUUAGACCUACAUACCUAGUUUUCUUCAUGACUAAAUAAUGCUAGUGAAUUUUACUCAAUGCCUCAAUAAAAAUGCCAAUUAAUUCUAGUUUUAAUUCUAUUUUUUUUUUUUUGUAUGCUAGCUAUGUGACUAGAGAUUUGUUAAGUUUUAUUAAUUGUCUUCAUAUUUUGUGUCGUCUUUUUAAAAUGUUGAUUUCCUUUUUAAUGUAUAAAAUUUGUUGACUUAAAAUCUUGAAUAAUAUUUUAAUAUUAAAUUUUUAAUAAUUAUCACUAUGCUUAUAUUUGUUGACAUGCAUUUGUUUUUGUUUAAGGACUUCUAAUUCUUUUUUUAUAAAUGUAAUGAUGGCCGUUUAUAAUUCGCGCCAUAAUUGGUUUCCUGUAUUUUAUGUUAUUGUAGAUGGCGCUGGAAAUAACACACUCGGUAUCGCCCAUGUGCCAUGUUUUUAAUUAAAUAUUAAUUGUACCUU